Cryptococcus wingfieldii CBS 7118 is the source of this 1347-nucleotide messenger RNA. RefSeq lists its product as hypothetical. The record is from RefSeq and is a predicted model, not a curated record. NCBI's taxonomy places the organism in Eukaryota, Fungi, Basidiomycota, Tremellomycetes, Tremellales, Cryptococcaceae. The transcript is spliced from 5 exons. Bases 1 to 1347 code for a protein of 448 amino acids. Gene Ontology annotation, biological process: maintenance of rDNA; regulation of exit from mitosis.
AUGUCGCAGUCUCCCCUCGCCCGCUCUACCAGAAAGAGCCUUCCCGCCUUCGCCCACGCCCCAUCCAAGCUGGGAAAAUCUAGCAUCAAACCAGAAGACCCACCCUCUCCAGCUUCUCCCCGCCCAUGGCCCGACCGCGACUCCACCCCAUCAAAGGGCACGCCCUCCAAAUCAACCCAGUCCACACCCCGCUAUCGCAAUGCCGGCUUCUCCACCAGCUCUCCACAUACACCAAAGAUCCAUUACUCGCCCCACGCGCUCGCGACGCCACCGCAGAGUAUGAGUAAGAGUGCGAGUAUACCGUUUGACAUGGCUGCUAGUGCGAAAGCGGCGAGGAGGGCGGAGGAAGAGAUGAGGAGGACGCCGAUGGAGCAGAGUGGGAAGAAGAAGCGGUUUGUGAGACGGAAGCCGUUGCAUGAGAGGAUCAUCGGGUUUCCUCAGAAGGUCGUCGACACGUUUUUGUUCCACACCCCCGCCUCUGUGCUAGAUGUCCUCCCCGAGCCUCACCUCGCAAACCCCAUUGCCCUCGGCGUCCACGUCUUGCACUACCUUCUGGUAGCACCUCUCUUUACGGCCAAGGACGACUAUGGCAGUGUGCUGCAAUCAGGAAGGAGUCAGAGCGCAGUAUCGAGUCGGUGGCAUGAUGUGGAAAAUGCAGGAAAGACGGGAUUAUUGGGCGUCUCAACUAGGUUCUUCCUUGUUGCCCUGUUGAUGGCGCUUGCUCUUGGGAAUGCCUUGUAUCUCUUCACUCGUUUCCGUACCUACGACAUGCUGCUUCGUAAUCCCACCGAAGCACCCGUCCACUCGCCGCACGCCUCCCCUGUACCCGCUCCCAAAGCCAAGCCCCAGUCGGACGACGAGGAAGACAACGUCUUCAAAGCAGAACUCAAAGAGCCCUGGUUCCCCAAACUUCUCAAACUCACUGGCAGAGCCCUGCUAUACCUUGUCAAGUUUACCUUCCACGCAAUCCUAUCUGCUUUCGGCAAACCCACCACCGGCCCCUCCCUAAAAGACAUCGGCGCCUCGGGCCACACCGUCCAAUCCCUCCGCGUCUGGGACCCUCCCCCCUUCUGCCUCGCCUUCUUCUCCGCCUACCCCCCCACAGCACCUAUCCUCACCCACCUGCUUACGCCCAUCAACCCCCUCCUCACGCCUGUCUUGCACCUCUCCACGACUUUCCUCUUGGCGCAUCUGGAACAGGCGUUUUCGCAGUUGGUGAAAGAUAGGAUGAUUUUGUCGGCGGAGGUGAUGAGAGAGUAUGAUCAGAGGUUUGUUUACAAGAAGAUUUUCUCGAAUAAGGUGGAUAGGGGGGUUAGUACGCAUGAGUGUGAGUUGUUUCUUGAUUGA